AACAACUAUAUACGAAAACCUCAAGAUUUCCGACAUAGUAGGCUUCGGAAGAAACUGGAAAGAUAUGGAGGAUAAGUGUUUUCUAUAUUGACUAUUUUUGGAGGGUAUGUCUAUGAAUUGUAUGAAUAUAUUCAACGUAAACUUUUCAAUUUCUUCCUCUUGGGCAUUUUGCUUGUCAUCUUGUAAGCAUGGACAAAUCCGAGAGGACCAAGAUGAAUUGCUGUUUCCCUGUGAAUCUUGAUCGAUCCACGAGGGGUAGCUUCAAGCUGUCCAAGAGCACUUCCUCUGAUAAACACAGUAACAGCGCUCCUGGUACGCCAAGAUCUUCUGUUAGGAAAAGAACAGCCAAGGAGAAAAGCCCCCUUGUGGUUUGCUUUGGGGAACUGUUGAUUGACUUUGUGCCAACUGUUUCUGGAGUUUCACUAGCAGAGGCUCCUGGUUUUAAGAAAGCUCCAGGGGGUGCUCCUGCUAAUGUUGCUGUUGGAAUAGCAAGACUAGGAGGCUAUUCAGCUUUUAUUGGCAAGGUAGGUGAAGAUGAAUUUGGCCGCAUGCUAGCUGAUAUUCUGAAGCAAAACAAUGUUGACAAUAGUGGUAUGCGUUUCGACCCUAUUGCAAGGACUGCACUAGCCUUUGUUACCUUGAGAGCUGAUGGCGAGCGUGAAUUCAUGUUUUUCCGCAAUCCAAGUGCUGAUAUGCUACUCACUGAAGCAGAGCUUGAUAAAAGCCUCAUUCAAAAGGCAAGCAUAUUUCACUAUGGUUCAAUCAGUUUGAUAGAGGAACCAUGUAGGUCAGCUCAUCUUGCUGCAAUGGACAUUGCUAAAAAAUCAGGAUGCAUUCUCUCUUACGACCCUAAUCUAAGAUUGCCUCUCUGGCCCUCGGAAGAAGCUGCCCGAAAGGGCAUCAAAAGCAUAUGGGACCAAGCUGAUGUUAUUAAGAUAAGUGAGGAAGAAAUCACAUUCCUCACUGGAGGUGAUGAUCCCUAUGAUGACAAUGUGGUCUUAAAUAAGCUUUACCACCCAAACCUUAAGCUUCUGAUUGUUACUGAAGGGCCAGAGGGCUGCAGAUAUUACACUAAGGAGUUUCAUGGCAGAGUUCAUGGUGUUAAAGUCCAGGCAAUUGAUACCACUGGCGCAGGUGAUGCUUUUGUUGGUAGCUUGCUGAACAGUUUGGCUUCAAACCCAAAUUUGUAUAAGGAUGAAAAGAAAUUGAAGGAUGCUCUCUUUUUUGCAAAUGGCUGUGGAGCUCUCACUGUGACCGAGAAAGGAGCUAUUCCUGCGCUGCCCACAAGAGAAGCUGUUCUUGAAGUUUUGAACAAAGGCACAGCUUGAGAAAAAUCAGAGAUACAUACUCAUAUUUUUUCAGUAUGGUACAUUUCUGGUUCUCCUGCCAAGCUAUGAAAGUUGUGUAUUGCUCCCUCAAACUGUUGCAUUAAAUAUCAAGAAUUGAAUUCCCAUAAUAAGGGAAAAGUUACUAUCAUUCCUUA
Messenger RNA from Ilex paraguariensis (yerba mate), 1483 nucleotides. Lineage: Eukaryota; Viridiplantae; Streptophyta; Magnoliopsida; Aquifoliales; Aquifoliaceae. The record is from the annotation of a GenBank genome assembly.